AUCGACGUGAAAAAGCAAAAUGGCGUCCUCCUUGGUGAAACAGCCGGUGAAGCAAGAAAUGCCACCAAAAGGUGGUUAUCCUCCCAUAGAGUUCGCUAGAAAUAUCCCAAAAAGAGGACCGUCUGGUGUGGCAUUGUUUAUUGGUGGAGCUACCGUGAUGGCUUUCGGAUUUUAUAAGGUUAUCAUGGGAAACAGACAACGCUGUGAACUCCUGAAGGAGCAGAGGUAUGCCAGAAUUGGAGUGCUACCACUUCUGCAAGCAGAACACGACAGAAGCUGUUUGCGUUUACUAAAAGAAAACGAAGAGCUUGAAGCACAAAUCAUGAAGGAUGUUCCUGAUUGGAAAGUUGGAGAGAGCGUGUACCACACAGACAAAUGGGUUACACCUAUGCCUGUUCAAGUUGAAAAGCUCUAACAAUAGCUUGGAAUUAGUGCUUCCAGAUACAAGAGAAACAUUUUGGAUGUACUUGUAGGAGUUCUUUUCUGUGUUCUGUGAGAAAUAAUGAGAAAAGUCUUUGACAUGUGUUUUUUGAUGAUGUUUACUCAAAUUGUGAGCAAGUCUGUUGAGUAACUGUGUUAAGUUGGUGUGUUAGUUGAAAAAUAUUGCAUGGUUUAUAUUUGUCCAGGUAUGAGCUUAAGCACUGCUGUUUACUUCUGUUAAUAUUUCAACUACUGUAAUCGAAAGAAAAUGUUAUUGACUUCUGUUUGCGACAGCCAAAGUGCAAGUGUAAAUGGGCACUCAAAAUCCUAGGGUAUGAAAGUUUGCUUUGAUCAAAAUUAAAUAUAUUUGUAAAUAA
Messenger RNA from Orbicella faveolata, 797 nucleotides. Its product is annotated as NADH dehydrogenase [ubiquinone] 1 alpha subcomplex subunit 13-like. Gene Ontology annotation, cellular component: respiratory chain complex I. Lineage: Eukaryota; Metazoa; Cnidaria; Anthozoa; Scleractinia; Merulinidae. The record is from RefSeq and is a predicted model, not a curated record.